UUUGAUCAAAUCAGUUUGAUAUGUUCUGCUGGAUUCGUCAGAACUAAUGAUGGAAAUUGAGAGAUUGAUAAGUCUUGUUCAUGAGAGAAAAGCUUUGUGGGAUUUAAAAGAAAAAUCAUAUCACAACAGAAAUGUGUCGCGGAAGAAUUGGGAACAAAUUGGAAUAGAAAUGAAUCAAAAUGUUGAAACAGUUAAAAUGAAAUGGCGAGGUUUACGAGAUACAUUUCGCAAAGAAUUACAAAAACUUUCCCAACGGAAAUCCGGUCCAGCUGGAACAUCAAAACAAUCUACAUGGCCUUAUUUGAAAAGUAUGAUGUUUCUUAAAGAUCAAUUUACUCUACGAAAAAUAAACAGCACUCUGCCCGAUGACACUGAAUUAAGUGAAGAAAUUAAUGACAUUUUUAAUGACGAAGAUAUUGAUGAUGAAACAUAUUUAAAUAUGAGAGAACCAUUAGAUCAAUCGCCAAAUAAAAGAAGUUCCCAUCAACCAUCAGCAAAACGAUCCAAAACUAAUAAUGCAAUUGAAAGACUUUUGGAAAUGGAAAAAGAUAAAAGAAAAAAUGAUGGUGCUGAGAAAAUUGUUGAAAAUGCAGAUUAUCAUUUUUUAAUGAGUUUACUGCCAUAUUUGAAAAAAGUACCAGAAGAUCGGAAAAUGUUUGUUCGCAAUAAAUUGCAACAAGUUUUUUGUGAUGAACAGAUUUUGGAACAUCGAAGUGUUUCAUCGACACCAGUUUAUAUUGUUGAUAAUAAUUCAAGUCAUUCAUUGCAUUGUAAUAAUUUGACAACGGGACAUCAUCAGCCAACGCAAUCGACACAACAUGGUGCUAAUACAAUAAGUUUAACUGAAUUUUUUCCAACAUUACAACCAAAUACAAAUCAGUGA
Messenger RNA from Episyrphus balteatus (marmalade hoverfly), 883 nucleotides. RefSeq lists its product as uncharacterized. Lineage: Eukaryota; Metazoa; Arthropoda; Insecta; Diptera; Syrphidae. The record is from RefSeq and is a predicted model, not a curated record. The transcript is spliced from 2 exons. Gene Ontology annotation, molecular function: DNA binding. The coding region runs from base 47 to 883 and encodes 278 amino acids.